UUUUUAUUCUUAUUAUUUCCUUUUAGUAUUGCCUUUCCUGGGCAUAAGAGUUAUACAUCCAUUGGGUACUCCUGAUUAUCGCUGAUUUUUUUCACCAAAUCAUGAACCCUAUUUGGCUUCAAGAGAUUGAUGAGACCCAGCGUGUGAUCGAUCACUGGUACCAAAUGUCAUCAGCAAGCCUGCAAACGGCGUAUCAUUCCUUCAUGACGCAGAUCCGCCAACUAGAAGUCCACCUUUUAGGCGAGACCUCAAGACAAGGGGAUACCUUUGCCGAGAACCUUCUCACACCUAAUCAGGCUAUCUUUUCUGAUGAGUUUGCGCAUCAGAACAUGAUUUCACCAUCUGCCAGCCACGGCCCUGUUGAUUAUGAUACCUUAAUAGAUGAUGUCAAGGGUUCUAUACGGGCUAGUUCCGAUCAUGACGAAGAAACGUGCAAACAUCCAGACCAUGUACCACCCAAAGACUACAGCCUUUCCUGUCAGGUGUUGGUUCAGUUCAAGCGAAAGAGAACUGUGCAAUACUCGUGUUCCUACUACAUAGCCCCAGGGGAGUACGUGGUUGUAGGGGGUGACCGUGGAGAGGAUAUAGGCUUGGUAACUCAUUCAAGGACCGCCGACGGGGAUUCCUUAAACCAGACAGACCAUUCAUGGUCAAAGGGCGUCGGGGAGGUGCUUCGCGUGGCUACUCCAAUGGAGGUGGCGCAGCUGCAGAGUGUGCAGACGGAGUUGGAGGCACGGGCUGUUGAGUCUGCACAAGAAAAGGUCCAGGAGCAUGGAUUGAAUAUGCGGAUUGUGGAUGCUGAGUAUCAGUUUGAUCGUCGUAAGCUAACGUUUUUUUAUCAGGCACAACAGCGGCUUGACUUUCGUAAUUUAGUGAGGGACUUAUACAAGACUUUCCGGGCGCGUAUUUGGAUGGAGCCAGACUCACCUUCCUAA
Phytomonas sp. EM1 is the source of this 935-nucleotide messenger RNA. The record is from the annotation of a GenBank genome assembly. NCBI's taxonomy places the organism in Eukaryota, Euglenozoa, Kinetoplastea, Trypanosomatida, Trypanosomatidae.